Geodia barretti is the source of this 822-nucleotide messenger RNA. NCBI's taxonomy places the organism in Eukaryota, Metazoa, Porifera, Demospongiae, Tetractinellida, Geodiidae. The record is from the annotation of a GenBank genome assembly.
GUGAAUCUUAGGGACAAGAUAGUGGUAAUCACGGGCGCGUCCAGCGGAAUAGGCGCGGCAGCGGCCUUUGAGUUUGCAGACAGGGGAGCCCGCGUGGUCAUGGUAUCCCGGAAUGCAGACAGGCUCGAGCGGGCGCGAGAAGAGCUUGCAGGGAUCGGCAAGACCGAGGCCAUGACAUGCGACGUGUCUGACAGCGGCCAGGUCUCGGAGAUGGCGCGGCAGGUCCUGGACAGGUUCGGCCAGGUCGACGUUCUGGUAAACAAUGCAGGCUAUGCCGUGUACGGCACUGUCUCCCAGCUGAGCGUCGGGGAGAUCGAGGGUCAGAUGAGGACGAACUACUUUGGCAUGGUCUACUGCACGAAGGGCUUUCUUCCCGGUAUGAUCAAGCGGAACCGUGGCCACAUAGUAAACGUCGCAUCCGUUGCGGCAAGCGUCGGGCUGCCCGGCAUGGCGCCGUACUGCGCCUCAAAGUUUGCGAUGCUUGGCUUCUCUGAGGGGCUCAAGCACGAGCUCCACGAGACCGGCGUUGGUGUCACGGUUGUGAGCCCGAUCACGGUACGGACAAACUUUUUUGACCAUUCCUCGUUUGGAAAGAUGCGGCGCAAGCCCUACGCGAUAAGCUCCAAGAGGGUCGCCCGGGCGAUAGUCAAGGCAUCCGCGUCCUCGCGCCUGGAGAUAGUCGUGCCGUCGACGGUUCGCGGCGUGGUAUGGCUCAAGCAGACCCUGCCGUACCUGAUAAACCCGAUGCUGGGCUCGUCGUUUCGCGGCAUCGGCUCCGCAGAGUCUAGCCCGAGUCCUGCUCCAGAAGAGCCGCGUCCCUGA